UCGUAGUAAGGCGGAAGUGGUCGCGGAAAUGUUGCACAUGCGCUUGCUCGUCCAAGCGCGACAAAGCAUGCGCGGUCCUUUUCGGAGAAUAAUUACAUUUAUUAAAGCAUUAAUCAUUGGAUCACGCUAUGUUCAGAAUAGCGUGAUUGCAUGUUCCUGCUAUGUACCGUUUUCAGGUUGAAUUGGCUGCCCACUCGUUAUUUGUUAAGAGUCAUCGUAGGCGCGCGGUUCUCCGUUAUCUCUUGAAUCUAUUCCAAGAAUUUUUCUUUUUGACGCGUAUCUCUUUAUCUGAUUGCCCAUUUUCUUGAGUCACCGCACAAUGGUGAGCAAACUCUGGUGUCAAGAGAUUGGCCACAGGUGGAGACAGGUGGCUAAACAGGAACCACCACAGGCGCGUGUGCUGUCCGAACCGAAGUGCCAAUCGUACGUGGCUAUUUGGUAUCUAUACUACCGUUGGAUCAUCUUCCUCGUCUGGGCCGCUUUUGUCAUAUGUUCGGUAUUUGAAUUUGGCAGUUAUAAACCACUAAUGCAGUAUGAGAAAUGGCCAAUCUAUCUGACCAACUGGGACAUAGCUCUGGGCUUUACACAAGCGCUGAUUGGCGGUAUCCUUGUGUCGAAGCGAUGGCGAUUACAGAAGAUAUCCGGCUUUGAUCCUUGCAAUCUCAAAUUGGAGUCCACUGAACGACUAUAUUGGUUUCUGUACGUUGUCACGACCAACAUGGCAAUUGGCGUAACGGUGUGCUAUUGGCUCACCGUAUAUAAUCCAGCGAUUCAUCAGGUGGACCCGCUCAAUAUCAUGAUGCACGUGUGUAACACCGUGCUGAUGCUGAUUGAUCUAUUUGUUACCAACAUACCGUUCCGUCUGCGAAACUUCUGGUGGUGUUUAUCGAUCGUUAUGUUCUAUGUAAUCUUCUCAGUGAUUUACUAUCUUGCUGGCGGCCUUGACAAAUAUGGUUAUCACUACAUCUACAAAAUCCUUGAUUGGAAGAAGCCGUUGCGAACGUCACUCGUUUGUAUUGGCGGUUUCACAUUCGUAACAGUGCUGCAUUGCAUCACUUGUUUGUUGGCGAACAUCAGAGACCGGAUCUAUCGCAAGACUAUCGAGAAAAUCAACAAAUCUGUGCAGAUAAAUAUGAGUGAUAAACCGCUUCCAGAAAAACCAACGGAAGUAGUCUAAUCAUUAAAAAUUUAUUUAGAAAUAUAAUUUGAUUUAAUAUCCUCAGCACAUAAAGUCCCAAAGCGUGGAAUAAUCUAAUAUUCGGUAAGUUGAAACGAAACGUGUUUUCUUGACAUGAUUGUAUCUACGAAUAGAGUCUUUCUGGUGAGCUUUCUGUGACCAUUCAACUUGCUUGUAAAAAUGAGAAAAUAUUAAUAGGAAGUUAACAGUGAUAUAUAUAAUUUUGAGUUUCGUCCUUAGCAAUAUUUCUAGUAAAUUAGAAAAAUAUAAUUGCUAACGAUAUCAAUCAGUAUACUGAUUAGAGAUGGGCGAUACAGCGCCAAUAUUUUAAAUAUUGAUAAAAUAUUUACAGACUUUUUUCCUCGUUAUUUUGUACCGAUAUUUCAUCUUUCGAUAUUGAUGUAUCGAUAUUUGAAAAGGAAUAUGCGACUUCUGACAC
Acromyrmex echinatior (Panamanian leafcutter ant) is the source of this 1616-nucleotide messenger RNA. RefSeq names its product protein rolling stone. Gene Ontology annotation, cellular component: membrane. The record is from RefSeq and is a predicted model, not a curated record. NCBI's taxonomy places the organism in Eukaryota, Metazoa, Arthropoda, Insecta, Hymenoptera, Formicidae.